Molecule: messenger RNA, 2082 nt
Organism: Leptopilina boulardi
Lineage: Eukaryota; Metazoa; Arthropoda; Insecta; Hymenoptera; Figitidae
Exons: 1
Coding region: 1-2082 (693 amino acids)
Source: RefSeq, a predicted model, not a curated record
AUGCUUUUAAGCGUAGGUACAACUCUGUCUUUAAUUUGUCAAGGUCAAAUCAGAUUGAAUGAAUCAAAUAACUAUGAUAUGAUAUUGCAAGAAACACGCCUUGGAUGGAUCAUCGGUGGAAGUAUACUAUCUGAUUCAACAAACAAUGAGAGAUCUCUAUUACAAAAUCAGCUAACAGGAAUAGAAAGAAAAUUAAAAAAUUUUUGGGAAAUGGAUGACGUCUUUACUACUAAAAUUUUAUCUAAAGAAGAACAAACCUGUGAAGAACAUUUUAUCAAAAAUGUUAAUCGAAAUGAAGACAAUCAGUUUUUUAUUGCCUUACCUUUUAAUGAAAAGGUAAAAUAUUUAGGAAAUUCAAAACAAUCAGCUCUCAAUCGAUUCAAAACUCUUCUCCGAAAAUUCAAGCGCAAUCCAAUGAUUGAAGAAAAAUAUUCAACCGUAAUGCAAGAAUAUAUUGAUCUCGGUCACAUGACCGCAAUCGAUGAGAACUUUCAAGAAGAAGAAGGUUUCUACUUGCCACAUCACGCUGUCAUAAAAGAUUCCAGCCUCACUACAAAAAUGAGAGUUGUUUUCGAUGGAUCGGCAAAGGACGAAAAUGGUCUCUCUCUCAAUGACACUCUGAUGACCGGACCUACAAUUCAACAGGAUAUAUGUUCACUACUAAUUCGCUUCCUCACUCAUCAAUUCGUUUUGACCGGUGACAUAGAAAAAAUGUAUCGGCAAUUUUGGGUCAGAGAAGAAGACAGAAAAUAUCAAAAGAUCUGGUGGAAAGAUGCCAAUGGUAAAGAAAAAAUCUUUCAUCUAAAUACAGUCACAUUUGGGUUAUCUGCCGCUCCAUUUUUAGCCAUUCGUUGUCUACACCAAUUAGCUGACGACUUUAACAACGAAUUUCCAGAAGCUGCAAAGGUGAUUAAAGAAGACAUAUACGUCGAUGAUUUACUAACAGGCACUGAUGAAUUCGAAUCAGCAUUGAAUCUCCGAAACGACGUAAUAGAAUUGUUAAAAAAGGGACAAUUAAAUAUGCGACAAUGGGCCUCCAACGACCCUCGACUCUUGGAAGGACUACCUGAAAGUAAUGUGAAUGUUAAAAUGAAAUUUUCCGAAGAUUCAACAAUUAAAACUUUGGGCCUAUAUUGGAAAUCAAAUACAGACGAGAUUGCAUAUACCAUUCUUCCUAUAGCAACAAAUGUUAAAAUGACUAAGCGAAUAAUGUUGUCAGAAGUAGCGAAAAUAUUUGACCCGCUCGGAUUCUUGGGUCCAGUGAUAAUAAAAGGAAGAAUGAUUCUACAUCGUUUGUGGUUAGAAAAACUUGAUUGGGACGAUGCCGUACCUCUGAGUAUUUUUACAGAUUGGAAAAAAUACUCCAGUCAAUUAAUUGAACUAAAUAACAUUUCUUUUGAAAGGAAGGUGAUUAUUUCAGAAGCAAGGGAUAUUCAACUUCACGGGUUCUGCGACGCAAGUGAAAAAGGAUAUGGUGCAUGUAUUUAUAUUCGCUCCACGAAUAUUCACGGAAAAAUUCAAACACGUUUACUCUGUUCAAAGGCCCGUGUAGCACCAAUAAAAACCACUUCCUUACCUCGUCUAGAAUUAUGUUCAGCAUCUUUGUUAUCAGAUUUAUUCACGUCAGUUCAACAGGCCAUAAAACAUCAAAUUAAUCGAAUAAUUUUUUGGUCAGAUUCAAUGAUCGCUCUUCAUUGGAUUAAAACUCCACCACAUAAAUUAUUGGUAUUUGUGGGAAACAGAGUCUCAAACAUACAACAGAAAACUGAAAAUAGUGAAUGGCGACAUGUGAGAUCAACUGACAAUCCUGCUGAUCAUCUUCCCCGAGGAUUGUAUCCAAAGGAAUUCAUAGAAGAUUCAAACUGGAAAAAUGGUCCAAUUUGGCUCAGUCAAGAUGAAUCCACUUGGCCAAUCAGUGAACUAACUGUUUUACCAGAAAUCCCAGAAUUACGAAAAACACAAUGUCUUAUCUCUAACUCGAAAGGAAAUUCUGAAACUGAAACUGUUAUCAAGGAAAACAAUACGGAAUGUGUUGAAAAUGAAGUACCAUGGAUCUUAAAAUUUUCAUCGAUUGGUUUUUAA